Cuscuta campestris is the source of this 2622-nucleotide messenger RNA. The record is from the annotation of a GenBank genome assembly. Lineage: Eukaryota; Viridiplantae; Streptophyta; Magnoliopsida; Solanales; Convolvulaceae.
AUGACAUCAUGGAUGCAGUGACUCAGCGAUGACGCAAUCUCCGUGAUGCAGAUAUAUAUACACCGCACCCCUGCCUCUCGUCUCAAACCCACCCGCCAUUUCCCCCCUGAAAUUUCUCACCGGAACAAUCAAUCCAUGGCUGCCAAUGCCACUCCACCCGCGGCGGCGCCGCCGCAGCCUCUCAACGCUCUCCGCCCAUUGACGGCCAAUCUCAUCAUCAACAGACUUCACAUGCUUCUCAAUGGGAUCGCCAUAGCCGCCAUCUUCUCCUACAGAUUCGCCGCCAUUUCCGGCAUCACAAAGGAGAGGAGUGCGGCCCCGCCUCCCCGCCUUCUUCCCCACCUCGUCGUCCUCGUCUCCGAAACCAUCCUCACAUUUCUCUGGAUUCUUCACCAGGCUCCCCGGUGGCGCCCGGUCAAGCGCGCCGUGUUCCCGGAGCGGUUGCCGGAGGACGAGGAGCAGCUCCCCGCCGUGGACGUGUUCGUGUGCACGGCGGAUCCGAGCAAAGAGCCGCCGCUGGGAGUGAUGAACACUGUUCUUUCGGCCAUGUCGCUCGACUACCCUUCUCGGAAGCUCUCUGUUUAUGUUUCCGACGACGGCGGCUCUUCCGUGACGCUGAACGCCGUUCGUGAGGCGUGGAGAUUCUCGAGGUUUUGGGUUCCUUUCUGCCGGAAGUAUGCGGUGGAAGUCCGGUGCCCGGAGGCUUAUUUUUCCGAUCAGGGAAGCCCUGGUGGCAGUGAUGAUGAUGAUGAUGAUGAUGAGUAUGUUGCUGAUAGGAGGAUCAUCCAGGAAAGGUACAAUGAGUUUAAGAAAGCUUUGGAGAUGAAGUCGGCAAAUGCUAGCAAAUCUGUUAGUAGAGAUCAUCAGCCAACCAUCGAGGUGAUGAGAGAUGAAAAUGAGGAUUCGAGCGGGCUAAGAGAGAUGCCUCUUCUUGUUUAUGUUGCUCGGGAGAAGAGGCCAGGCCAUCCCCACCAUUUCAAAGGAGGAGCUCUAAAUGUUCUACUCCGAGUGUCUGCGGUAAUAAGCAAUGCUCCCUACUUUCUGGUGUUGGAUUGUGACAUGUACUGCAACGACCCUUCCUCUGCUCGCCAGGCUAUGUGUUUUUAUCUUGAUCCCAAAGUGUCUUCCCGAAUAGCUUGGGUUCAAUUCCCCCAGAAAUUUCACAAUACCAGCAAACACGAUAUCUAUGAUGGAAGGCUUAACCCCAUAUGGAGAGAAGGGCAAGGCUUAGAUGGUCUUAGAGGACCUACCAUAUAUGGCUGCAAUUUUUUCAUGAAAAGGGAAGCAUUCCAUGGAACCAAGAACAUUCAGAUAGGUGUCGAUCUCAACGAGCUGAAGGAUCUGUUUGGCUCGAGCGAUGAGUUCAUUGAAGCUGCUUUACGCAAAAGCUGUUACAAACCGAAAUUGGCUGAAGACAGAAAGCCCUCUGAUGCAUUGCAAAAGGAGCUUCAAUUGCUGGCCUCUUCCACUUACGACUCUGGCACGCAAUGGGGUAAACAGAUUGGGUUCCGAUAUUUCACUGUUGUGGAGGAUACCCUAACAAGCCUUCAAUUGCACUGCAACGGGUGGGUUUCCGUGUUGAUUGAUGACCCUGCCAGGCCAUGUUUCUUAGGGACUUCCACUACGAACCUGAGCGAUAUGUUAGUUCAACAGAUGCGUUGGUCAUUUGGACUGAUGCAAAUUGGUCUGUCAAGGUUUACCCCUCUCAUCUACGGACCACUAAGGAUGUCAGUCCUUCAAAGCAUGUAUUAUGGUUCCCUUGUGCUCGACUGUCUCUACACCAUCCCUUUCUAUGGUCUAUCCAUAAUUCCUCCCAUCUGUCUCAUAUACGGCUUUCCUCUUUAUCCCAAUGUCUCAGAUCCAUUUUUCUUUGCAUUUGCUUAUGCUUUCCUCGUGUCGCAUAUCAAACACGUACAAGAGGUAUUUGCGUAUGGAGAUCAUUCGUUGAGGAACGCAUUGUAUGAGGUGAGAGUCUGGAUGAUGAAGUCUGGGGCGGGUUACUUUUACGCGCUUGUGAAUUCUUUCUUGGACAAAUUUGGUAUGCACGAAGCAAAUUUCAAUGUGACGAAUAAGGCAGGGGUUGAUGGCGAACAAGCGCUUCUCUAUGAGCGUGGCAUGUAUGACUUCCGAGUAUCUCCCAUGUUGAUUGUUCCACUGUGCAGCAUUUACAUUCUCAACCUGGCUUGCUUUGUUGUGGGAAUGCUGAGGAUGUUUCGCAAGGGUGGGGACGGGUUGUUGCUCGCCCAAGCGGCUCUCUCAUUCUAUGGGGUGGUUGUCAACUGCCAUUUGUUUGAAGGGAUGUUUUUGAGGAAGGACAGUGGCCGCAUCUCGGGGUAUGUCUCUCAGAUUGCUAUAAUGGUAUCUGGAGUCAUCUUCGGCCUUGGUUCACUUCUUGUACAUUAUUAUUGAAUGAAGUGAUUUUUUGCUCCAGUAUGUACUCCAAAAACUGAAAUCGAACUCAUCACUGCUCUAGUAUGAGAUGUUGGAAUGCUAUCUAGAUGGAAUAUAUAUCUUGUUUGCGAGUAUUUAGUUGCUGUAAAAGUUUAAAACAUCACUUAUGUUUUGCACUUGUCACUUUCAAGUACAUGAAAUAACAACUGUUAAGAAAAGAGCCCCAUUCCC